GUCCGCAGUGCCCCGGUAUCGAGCCGUUGUGCCUGGACCUGGCCGACUGGGACGCCACGGAGGCGGCGGUGGCGGCGGCGGGGCCCUUCGAGCUGCUGGUGAACAACGCGGCCGUGGCCGUGCUGCAGCCCUUCCUGGAGGUGACACGGGAAGCCCUGCAGCGGUCUUUUGAUGUGAAUUUUGGGGCCGUGCUUCAUGUUUCCCAGAUUGUUGCUCGGCAGAUGAUUGCCCAGGGGGUGCCAGGUGCCAUUGUCAAUGUCUCCAGCCAGGCAUCUCAGCGGGCUCUGCGGGACCACACCGUUUACUGUUCCACAAAAAGUGCUCUGGAUAUGCUGAGCAAGGUAAUGGCAAUGGAGCUGGGACCCCACAAGAUUAGGGUGAACACUGUGAACCCCACGGUGGUAAUGACCGACAUGGGAAGAAUUAACUGGAGCGACCCCCAGAAAUCUGCUGCCAUGAUUAACCGGAUCCCGCUGGGAAAGUUUGCAGAGGUGGACGAUGUGGUGAACAGCAUUCUCUUCCUGCUGAGCGACCAGAGCGCUAUGACAACGGGCAGCUCACUGAUGGUUGAUGGGGGAUUUCUUGUCUCCUAAGAUGACACCUGCAUUUCAUACCUGGCCUUAAUUUUCCUACUAGUACCGCAUAGAUGUAAACUGGAUAGAAAACAAUGACACAGACCCAGUCUGGCUGGAGAAGAGGGGCAGCAGGGCUGGAACCUGUAUGAGAAGCGAGGCAGAAAAUUACCUUAAGAAGGCUGCUAUAUAAUAAAGCUCACAUACGCCGUCA
This is a messenger RNA of Calidris pugnax (ruff), 786 nucleotides long. RefSeq names its product dicarbonyl/L-xylulose reductase (gene DCXR). The record is from RefSeq and is a predicted model, not a curated record. NCBI's taxonomy places the organism in Eukaryota, Metazoa, Chordata, Aves, Charadriiformes, Scolopacidae. The transcript has 6 exons. Gene Ontology annotation, biological process: glucose metabolic process; xylulose metabolic process. The coding region runs from base 222 to 593 and encodes 123 amino acids. Gene Ontology annotation, molecular function: L-xylulose reductase (NADPH) activity; carbonyl reductase (NADPH) activity.